Lactuca saligna is the source of this 396-nucleotide messenger RNA. NCBI's taxonomy places the organism in Eukaryota, Viridiplantae, Streptophyta, Magnoliopsida, Asterales, Asteraceae. The record is from the annotation of a GenBank genome assembly.
AUGGCAUCAUCAUCAUCUUCUCCAUCGACUCCGACCCUUUCUUCUCAGUCAUGGAAGUACGAUGUUUUUCUUAGCUUUAGAGGAGAAGAUACUCGCAAUACUUUUGUGGGUCAUCUCUACUCAGCUCUUGAACAACAAGGUAUCUACACAUACAAAGACAACGAAACACAUCCCCGAGGAGAAUCAAUCCACCCAUCCCUUAUGAAGGCUAUUGAAGAAUCACAGAUAGCCAUCAUCGUAUUUUCAAAAAACUAUUGUGAUUCGUUGUGGUGUCUGGAUGAACUUGCACAUAUUAUGAAAUGCAGGGAUACGAGAAGCCAGAUUGUUAUGCCUAUAUUUUAUGAUGUGGAUCCCUCUGAAGUGCGAAAACAAAAAGGGAAAUACGGAGAAGCAUGA